UUUUUUUUUUUUUUUAACCCGAGGACAUGUCUACUCCAUGGAGCAAAACAGUGAGGGGCUAGCUGGUCGACACCCCGGCUAGCGCAACAUCUCCAGCCUUUUCAGAUGAUCGCCCAGCUGAGGAGUUAAUUUAUUUUGGACCUACUUGGAGAAAGAAACCAGAACAAACUAGAAGUCAGCAUGGGUGAACCCAGCCUGGAUGACUCCAAUGUCAAGGUGGCUGUGCGGGUCCGGCCCAUGAACAGGAGAGAAAAGGAGCUAAACACAAAAUGUGUUGUGGAAAUGGCGAAGAACCAGACAAUCCUCCAUCCUGCUGGAGCCAACUUAGGAAAAGCAGACUCUCGAAAUCAGUCCAAGGUUUUUGCCUAUGACUAUUGCUUCUGGUCCAUGGAUGAAACGGAUAAGGAAAAAUUUGCAGGUCAGGAGGUGGUUUUCCAGUGCCUUGGGGAAAGUCUUCUCCACAACGCCUUCCAGGGCUACAACGCCUGCAUAUUUGCCUAUGGACAAACUGGGUCAGGGAAGUCGUACACCAUGAUGGGCUCAGGCGACCAGCCCGGGCUGAUUCCUCGACUCUGCAGCGCGUUGUUUGAGCGAACCAAGGAGGAGCAGCGGGAGGAGGAGAGCUUCACCGUAGAGGUGUCCUACAUGGAGAUCUACAACGAGAAGGUCCGAGAUCUGCUCGACCCGAAGGGGGGCCGACAGACGCUGAGGGUGAGGGAGCACAAAGUUUUGGGUCCCUACGUCGAUGGCCUGUCACGCCUAGCCGUAGCUAGCUACAAGGACAUUGAGUCUCUGAUGUCGGAGGGGAAUAAAUCUCGGACGGUCGCUGCCACAAACAUGAACGAGGAGAGCAGUCGAUCGCACGCCGUCUUCAACAUCAUCCUCACACACACACUUAAGGACCUGAAGUCUGGGACGAGUGGGGAGAAGGUGAGUCGUUUAAGUCUGGUUGACCUGGCUGGAAGUGAACGUGCAGCAAAAACUGGAGCAGCAGGAGAACGACUGAAGGAGGGAAGCAACAUCAACAAGUCCCUUACUACACUUGGUCUGGUCAUUUCUGCGCUAGCUGAACAGGGAACGGCGAAGAACAAAACCAAGUUCGUUCCCUACAGAGACUCUGUUCUGACUUGGCUGCUGAAGGACUGCCUGGGGGGCAACAGUCGCACAGCCAUGGUGGCAACAGUGAGCCCAGCGGCAGACAACUACGAGGAAACCCUGUCAACGCUGCGCUACGCCGACCGAGCGAAGAACAUCGUUAACCACGCCGUCGUCAACGAAGACCCCAAUGCACGCAUCAUCAGGGAGCUGAGGGAAGAAGUGGAGAAACUGCGAGUGCAGCUCACUCAGGCCGAGUCGAUGAAAGCUCCGGAGUUGAAAGAGCGCCUGGAAGAGUCCGAGAAGUUGAUUCAAGAGAUGACCUACACCUGGGAGGAGAAGCUCCGAAAAACCGAGGAGAUUGCACAAGAACGUCAGAAGCAGUUGGAAAGUCUAGGGAUUUCCCUUCAGUCUUCAGGGAUCAAAGUUGGAGAUGAUAAAAGUUUUCUUGUCAACCUGAACGCAGAUCCCGCCCUCAAUGAGCUGCUGGUGUACUACCUAAAGGAACACACGCGGGUCGGCUCAGCAGACUCCCAGGACAUCCAGCUGUGUGGGAUGGGAAUCCAGGCAGAGCACUGCGUCAUCGACAUCACAGCAGAGACUGCCGUCAUCCUCACCCCCCACCCCAACGCUCGGACGUGUGUUAAUGGUUCUCCAGUAACCAGUGCUUUGCAACUUCACCACGGUGACCGAAUCCUCUGGGGAAACAACCACUUCUUCAGAAUCAAUCUGGCAAAGCGGCGUUUGCGGCCAGCAGAGGAAGAGGAGGGCGAAGGCGGCGUGUUGAAGAACAGCGGCAGCAGCGAGCAGCUGGACGCCGACGGCGACACAGCCAGCGAGGUCUCCAGCGAGGUCAGCUUCUCUUACGAGUUCGCUCAGACCGAGGUCAUGAUGAAGGCCCUGGGCAGCAACGAUCCCAUGCAGGCGGUCCUCCAGUCUCUGGAGAGGCAACACGAGGAAGAGAAGCGAUCGGCUCUGGAGCGACAGAGGCAGAUGUACGAGCAGGAGCUCCAGCAGCUCCGCAAGAAGCUCAACCCAGACCGCCUGUCCACCGGCCAGUCUGGAGGACAGACGUCUGUCCAUACAGGACAGGGACAGCAAUCUCACUACCGCAGCCUGGAGCGGCUCAGUGUGGGAGGGAUGAGCCAUUCUACCAGCGCUCAGAGCAGACUGAGGCAGUGGAGUGAAGACAGGGAGGCGGUUUUGGUGAGGAGUCUCCGGAGGCUGAGGGAGCAGAUAGUGAGAGCAAACCUCCUGGUGCAGGAAGCGUGUUUCAUCUCCGACGAGCUGGAGCGCCACACUGAGUACAGAGUCACCCUGCAGAUCCCGUCGGACAACCUCAACGCAAACCGCAAGCGGGACGCGGUGCUCAGCGAACCGGCCAUUCAGGUUCGACGGCGGUGCCGAGGCAAACAGAUCUGGAGCUUGGAGAAGAUGGAGAACCGUCUGGUGGACAUGAGAGAGCUUUACCAGGAGUGGCAGGACUAUCACGUCCACCACCAAGACGACCCAGUAAUGCGUUCAUACUUCCGCCGAGCCGACCCAUUCUUUGAUGAGCAGGAGAAUCAUAGUCUGAUCGGUGUCGCCAACGUUUUCCUUUCCUGUCUGUUCUACGAUGUAAAGCUGCAGUACGCAGUUCCCAUCAUCAACCAAAAGGGAGAGGUCGCAGGACGCUUGCAUGUGGAGGUCAUGAGAGUGGGAGGGGGCUUGGAGGACAACAUGGCGGGAGGAGACGAACCCGACAACAACCAGGACUCUGAAUUUGAGGAUCGUAAACUGGUCUGCUCGAUAAAGAUCCUGCAAGCCACCGGUCUGCCGCAGCACCUGUCCAACUUUGUCUUCUGUCAGUAUUCGUUCUGGGACCAGGCUGAGCCCACUAUUGUGGCCCCAGAGGUCGACCCAUCUUCCUCGUCGCCCAACUCAAAGGACCCGCACUGCAUGGUGGUGUUUGACAGCUGCAAGGAGGUGGCGGUGUCGGUGACGGAGGAUUUCAUCGAGUAUCUGACUGAAGGAGCGGUUGCCAUCGAGGUAUUUGGACACAAGCAGUCUGACGCAGGAAGAAACCCGGCCCUGUGGGACCUCAGCAUCAUCCAGGCCAAAACGCGGACGCUACGAGACAGGUGGAGCGAGGUCACACGUCGCCUGGAACUGUGGAUUCAGAUCCUGGAAAUAAACGAAAACGGAGACUUUGUCCCGGUGGAAGUAGUUCCGGCCAGAGACGUGAGCACGGGGGGAAUCUUCCAGCUUCGACAGGGCCAGUCGAGGCGAGUCCAGGUGGACGUCCGCUCGGUUCAGGACUCAGGCACCAUGCCGCUGAUAGCAGAGAUCGUGCUGGCCGUGUCGGUGGGCUGCGUGGAGAUCAGGACCAGCACAGCGAAUCAGGAAGGAGACGAGAUGGACAGCUACCAGGACAGAGAUCUGGAACGUUUGCGGCGGCAGUGGCUGGCUGCGCUAACCAAGAGACAGGAAUACCUGGACCAACAUCUGCAGAGCCUGGUUAGCAAAGCAGAAAAGACAGAGGAUGAUAUGGAGAGGGAGGCGCAGCUGCUGGAGUGGAGGUUGACUCUCACUGAGGAGAGGAACGCUGUUAUGGUGCCCUCUGCUGGCAGCGGCAUUCCUGGCGCUCCUGCAGAGUGGGCGCCUCUACCAGGGAUGGAAACGCACAUUCCAGUUCUCUUCUUGGACCUUAAACCCGACGACCUCGGCUCCCAUGAGCAGUUUGAAGUGCCUGAAGCCGGAGGCUGGGACGCCAUGUUGACUGGAGAAGAUGAGGACGACUUCUUCGACCUGCAGAUUGUCAGACAUUACGACGGAGAGGUGAAAGCCGAGGCAUCAUGGGACUCCACCGUCCAUGAGUGUCCCCAGCUGAGUCGUGGCGGGUCGUGGCCGGAGCAGCGCGUCUACCUGACGGUGCGGGCGGUGGUCCAGCUCAGCCACCCCGCCGACAUGCAGCUGGUGCUCAGGAAGAGGAUCUGCGUCAACGUCAACCCGGGUCGCCAGGGUUUCGCUCACAACUUUCUCAGGAGGAUGUCGACCCGCAGCACCAUACCUGGCUGCGGUGUCACUUUCGAAGUGGUUUCCAACAUUCCUGGGGAUGCUCCAGGUUCAGAGGACAGGGAGAUGUUAGCCCGGAUGGCGGCGAGCGCACACAACAGCCAAUCAGGAGAUGACGAGGCCGCCAUUGAGAAAUACCUCCGCAGCGUCAUGAGUCUGGAGAACAUUCUGACCCUGGAUAAACUCAGACAGGAAGUAGCAGUGAAGGAGCAGCUGACUGGCAAAGGGAGGAGUAACAGGAGGAGUUUGAGCUCUCCGUCUGUUCACAGGCUGUCUGGAAGCAGGCAGGACCUGUCCACGUCUUGCCUGUUGGAUGAUAAGGGUCGAUGGGAGAGUCAGCAGGAUAUCUUCAUGCCCACUCACCGCACCCUCCCUCGCCCGGCUUCAUCCCCGUCUACCUACUCUACCUCCCCCUCUUCAUCCACCAUGCCCUUCAAUAUGACCCCCCCACAGAACCAGGAACCAGAGCAAGGUCGUUUAGGACUUGCUGCCUCUUAUCUUUCAGUUAAGGCCCUGGUUCCUCAGAUGCCCAAACUGCUCAAGUCUCUGUUUCCUGCUCGGGACGACAAGAAAGAGCUCAGACCUUCGCCGCACGGCCAGCAGCAUGCGCCUCGCAUCGUAGCGUCAACGGGAGGGGACGACAGCAGAGGCAAGCCUGAGACGGCUGUUGUCCCAGGACCCGCUGCCAAAGACCGAAGGGCCGAGUUUCCGGACGUCCCUCCUCUUCCUGUGCAUGACCCGCAUGACACCACCCCCCUGAGCCCCCUCAGCCAGUCGUCGAGCGGCUAUUUCUCCGCUAGCGUUUCCACGGUUACCCUGUCCGAUGUCCUCCAACCCUCCUCCUCGUCUUCGUCCCUCCUGGGCGCCGACGCGGCGUCACCCUCAAACCCCCAGCAGCAGCAGCAGGGCGCUGACAGGAACGAUGUUGUGACCUCUCCCCCCCAGUGCGGCACCAAGAUGGCCGUCGUAGCGUCCAAUCACAACAACAGCGUCCCGGCAGAGCUCUCCUUCUCCGAUCAGAAGCUAGUUGAAGGCUUUGAGCGGCUGGAGAUCUUUGUGGACGACGGCCGCACUCAUGACGACGUAGCGCCCGACUGGCUGACGGAGGGAGCGUGCGUCACCGUGGGAAGCAACAAGGCCGGAACAGUGCGCUACGUGGGGCCCACGCAGUUCGCAGACGGAGUGUGGGUGGGCGUGGAGCUGGACACCCCAGUAGGUAAGAACGACGGGUCAGUGGGAGGCCACCGAUACUUCCUCUGCAAACCAGGCUACGGUGUGCUGGUCCGCCCAGACCGCCUGUCGCGCCGCGACCGAGCCGCUCGCCGAACCACGGACUUCGCUCAGCAGGCCCACGUCCCCGUCCUGCGAGGGGAAGCCAUCGUAGCGCGCAGAGGAGAGAACCGCAAGUCCUGGAGCAACUGAGACGGGAGAGAGACAAACUUCCCAUGAUCCACCUGCUCCUCCUUGACUCCUAAAAACAUGUCCGGCUCUGUCUACUUCCUGGUUGGAAGCUCCACUUCAAGUCAAAGACAAAAAUAGAUCAGAGUGAAGAGCCUGUGCAGGACAAUGUUCAGUCCAGUGACGGGCUGGCGACCACACGGCGGAAACGUUCUGUGGGAAGCUGGUGGCUUCGUACGCUGAGAGCGAACGGGAGCUGAAGCCUUCGUUCAGAGAUCCUCUCUGAGUCGAUGCGCAGCAGUGCAAAGCUCCUCACGUCUUUUUAAAACGCUAUUUUAAAAAAAAUUCAGAUACAUACUGAAAAAGAUGGACCUUAUAGGAUUAUUUUGGUUUCUUUUAUAUAUAAAUAAGGAAAAGGAGGAAAAAACACUUUGACUGAAAGAUUUUCGACGAGAAAUGUUUGCGUCCCUCCAUAUCGACUUUCCCCCCGAAGUUCCCGAACGCACCACGACGACGACUGCUGCGCUCCUGAACUGAGCCUCGUCGCUCCCUUCCUGGACUUUUUUUUUUUCUUUUUUCAAAGUCUCCAGAAUGUGCCUUUCGCCAUGGUCUGGUUUGUGUUUGCUUCCUGCGUUUUGUCUCGCUCGCGUUCCGUUUGCCGUGUCGACGAGAAAGCCUUGUGCAAAGUGUGAGGUGAUCUCAGGGACUGCAGAGGGGGAGGGGCUUCGUGCGUGUGUCUGUGAAACGAAGUGGACGUAAAACAUGUCAAAAGAUGAAGCCGCGUGGAAAAAGCCACUAGAGGUCGAGUUUUAUCAUUUUAUUUGCACUGGACACGUUGGAGGGAAAAGCUUCUGUACGUGAGCAUGGAGAGCGCUGGAGAGUUCCGAUGAUGGCUGCUGUCGUUUCAAUGCAAGUGUCGACGGAAAGACGAAAAGGGAUGCGUUUAGUUGGGAGAGUUUCUGCUUGAGAAGAAGCUGAUUUUAUUCUAUGCAUGUGAUUUUUGAAAAAAAUCCAACACAACUGGGAAAGUGAGCGUAUUUGGGAGAGCGUCUGCUUGUUUUCACAUUCCAGACAGAAGAAAACUCAGAAAACCUUGGGAGGUUUUAAAUGAGACAUUCCAGAGGCAUUUUAACCUGAACAUUCACCUGUGGAGAUGUUUCUGAGAUAGUUUGUUUAGGACUCUACUAGACGUACAGCUAGAUAAAGGGCCACUCCACCUUUUUAACCAAGCGUUUCUUCUCUACUGAGGUCAGAGGGCAACACGUAAAGCAUUGGAGCAUUGUUGUGUCACCAAGAGGGGGCUGAUGGGACGAGUUUGACAUAAAGAUGGAAGAGGAAUGUUUCAUCUGUCCAGGGACGCUUUGUCCUUCUGUUAGCACAGCUGGUGAUGACAGCCGGGGUUGUGAUUCUGGACGCGUCCGUCUGUCCUCACUGUCUGUUCCUGCGGUGAUCACUGCCGGUCAGAGUUUUAUAUUCACUCUUCAUCAGGGCAAAUUUCAUUUUCGUGCUGAACUUUUAAUGAAGCAUUUAACAAAUAAUUUUUACACGGUAGAAUAACUUCAAUGAAUUUGGCCCCGUUGUCUUGCCUCUGGAAAGUUGGAGCCCGAUUUUGGAGGGCAAACAGAUGAUUCUUUGUGGCAUCCACAGCAGCGCGUAGAGCAGUUUCAUGUGCAAGAUGAAACCUAUGAUUAAUUUGGUGCCGAGCGACACAACGAAGGGAAACAUAAUGCAGAAAAAAAACAUUGGACAAUAACCCCAGAUUGUUUCUCGCUCUCUAAGGUCUGAGGAUUCAAUACCAAAAACGUGUGCAAACAUUUCCCACACAAAGAGCAGAACCGUAAGUCUGUUGGUACUGUUUUAUGUUUUCAACUUUGAUAGUCGUUUUGUGAUCGUUAAUAAGAAAUCAUUGGUGCAAAAACAUGUAAGUGCAUCAAUAAAACCCUCGAUUUAAAACCGGGCUCCAUGCUGAUGGACAGUGCCUGUAAAUCUGUGACUGGCUCUGCACACUAAGAAUCUCUGACAUUGACGGGGUGAAGAUGUUUUGUCUCAUUUCAUCUGUUUUAUAAUUGCGUGUUCUUUACUUGAGAGGUGAGCAAUAAGUAUUUAUAUCGGGUUGCUUGUACACUUGCUUUUAUCGCACGCGAGCUGAUGAGGUUGUUUUAUUGGAAUGAUUAUUGCACAAUGAUUUGAGGAGGAUUGCUGCUAUGAGCGUUGUAAAUAGACUUGUAAAUGAAUCGGUUGGUUUUUGUUUCUCUCCGUCUCUUGCUGUGCGCUUGGAUGGAUUUUAAUUGUUUUGAAAAAGCUAAGGGGUGGUGCUUCGCGUGGUUCGUAGUCCUUAGCUAAUGUUGAGGCACUUUGUCUUGUGAGCAGGGAAGAGACGGUGGUGAGGACGAUGUUCUCAUAUGGAAAGAGGCGUUUUUAAUGUUGAAUCUGCAAUAACGUUCGUCACCAGAGUUCAGUUUAUGAUUUGCGCAUCUUAGUUGUGGCCAUUCACCAUUAACGAGGUGCAGAAAGGUUUUAAACAUUUAUGGUGUGAACUUUUAAUGAAGCAUUUAACAAAUAUGCUCGGUAAAUAAUAAACGGGCAAUAACGACUGGAGUUUUUGAUUAGCACGUAAUUACGCUUCUCCACUUUUCCAUGCCUACAUAAAAAAUUGGGGAUGCACCAAUGUAAAAGUUUGGGCCGAUAAUAUUAACCGAUAUUUCCCUGUAUCACUCAUAAAUAAUAUCGGAGCCCAGAACAUCAUGCACAAACAGGAAUAAGAUGAAAAUAGACAUGGCUCUUUAAUAUCAACCCAGUUUUACUGAUUUCAGUUUAAAAAAUGACUAACAUUGUCUGACGUCGAUGUUGAUGUCGAUAUAUCGUGCAUCCUUCACGCAAAUGUUAAGCUGUUUGAAAAGAUGGUUAUAACAAACACGGGUAAUCGUAUGGAACCUGAAGAAGUAAUGCCAAUCACUUUUAUUUAUGAAACAUUUUUUAAAGACUACAGUUAACAAGUUAACAGGAGCUACCUUAGCAGAUAGCCCAACUAAAGAGGCUAAUAUUACCUUUAGCUUCUAAUACAUAGUUCUCAUCUGACUUAUAAACAUUACACGUAAUUUACAACUAUUAAGUCAUAAACUUUUUCUCUGUAGACUUUUUUUUUGCUAUGGUUCAUCUGUGCUUGGUGCUGCGCUUGCCUACCAAGAUGGCGGUUCAGUGGGGCAGAUCCCUUCCAGUUCAGACUCAUCUCAACUACACAUACUCCAAAUAUUACUUUGGACCGAAGUGAUGCAAAAGCAAUAAGAUUCUGCUCAUUUGAAUAGUUUCAGAAAUAAUAAGUUUUAACUAACAGUACUACUGUCCUAAUCAGUGCUUUGAAGUUUGAUUUUAAUGUUAACGCCACAAUAUUUGCAACUAUCACACAACCAGGCUGCUGACAGGCCCGUGACUAAUGCAGCUGUUGUUUAGCCUGACGUUUUGGAGUUCUCUGAUUGGUCGGGAGAUUUGACUGUUUUGUAAGUUUCUGGUUCUAACAGGUGGUUCUGAAGGAAAGGCAGUAAGUUUUCUGCUGUGUGUGUGUGUGUGUGUGUGUGUGUGUGUGUGUGUGUGUGUGUGUGUGUGUGUGUGUGUGUGUGUGUGUGUGUGUGUGUGUGUGUGUGUGUGUGAAGAAAUGUUGUGCAGCUCCGCUCUGAUGGAAAACGAUCACCAGCUGCUUCCUGCAGGCUGCGGUGCUGCAGCACUGCGGUGCUGCAGCACAGCGCUGCGCUGGACCUUCCUUUCCCAGUCCGGCCUCAGAGACGGUUGCCGUGGGGAAGGGGCCGGGGGGGCUGAGAUCACUUCAGACGCCCGGUUGUUUCUUUUUGUUGCUGUGCCUCAGAAACCGCGUUUCUUUCACACGUCGGGUUAUAUCGGCCGCGCUUCGCACAGAGGGGAGAAAAAUGUGCAACUCUUGGAUGGAAACGACGAACCUGUUUGGGAUUUUUGUUUUUCCGCUCCGUGUUCUGGAGCUGCGAGCUCUUCUAUUUAAGUUAAGGAAAAAAAAACACUUAAUGUUCUUGUUUUACCUAAAAGCAGAGCUAAGCUCAGCUACAGCAAACAGUCCUCUGUAUAAACAAGGCUUGUAGGAUCCCAAAGUAUGGAUGAACUGUGACCUCUGAGUGGAUUUAGAGCAACAAAAGGACAUUUGAACACAAUGAAAUGGUUGUUUGUGUUUACACUGGUGCCACGCCAGUGUUAUUUAUGGGCCUUUAUCAGCCAUGAGAGGCACUUUGUUCUAUUUUUAUUCCCGUUUGGAUUCUGCAUAUUGAGUCUUUGAGCCUUCAGACCUUCACACCGUUUCCUUUUUUUAUUUUAUUUUGUUCAUCGUGUUCCGAGUGCAGCCCCCUGCCUCCAAUGUGGCCUUCAGCCUGAAUGCAGAGCAAUUUCCAGCUGAGCAGUCAUAGUUCUCUCUCUCUAUAUAUAUAUCUAUAUAUAUAUAUAUAAAGGUGCGGUUUAUUAUGUUAAACUUUCAGCAAACUGUCCAUCUUUGCGGGUUGUUUACAAAUGAAUAAGAGCCCACUUUGGUUUCCUUUUGGUCUCAGGAGCUGUCAGGUUCAUCACUGCCUGUUUCCCACUGAAGGAGUUUGCCUAGAUUCGCCCCCUAGUGGCUGCUUUGAACACCUCAGCCAGAAAAUGGAGGGGUUUGUCUUCCAUGCUGGGAAUUUUAGCUGCAACCAGGAAAAAAAACGACAAAAAAAAAAAAAAAUGGGAGUCACACCGACCCAGGACCAUAUCAGAUAAAAUCUAGUUUCAGGAUGAAUUUUUUUUUUUUUUUUUUUUUUUUUUUUUUUGUGGCUAAAACAGAAUUGGAAGUUUAUUUUAACCUUUGAACUACCUCAGUCCUUGCUCCAGUGUGUUCCUACCAGCUUCAGCGUGUUCUCGAACAUCAAAAAGAACAAGCAAUACAGAGCUGCCAGGCGCAGCGUCCCACCAUUUCAAUAAAUUUCAGCUCCAUCUCCUGUUUGGGUUAUUUUCUCGUCUGUGUUUCUCCAACCAUAUUUACCUGGCUUGCAUAACGAUGAAGUGCUCGUAAGAGUGUGAAGGUUAACUUUCCCCUCAUGUAACUGAGGAUGAACUUUAAUGCUCGGCUGUUUGUUUUUAACGUGGCCUCGGCCCGGUCAACAGUAUUACUAUUAUCAUUGUGAGAAAUCAUGAUCAGUCACUGCUGCUGUUGAUUGUGUGGAGCAGGAAUGUCUGCCUGCAUCAUUUCUGUGUUUGUACUCUGUGUGUGUGUGUAUGUGUGUGUGUACGUACGUACAUAUGCGCAUAUAAAGACUUAUAAAAGAGAGAAAUCUGAGCACAAGUUUGGGUUUUGAUUAAUUUAAUUGUUUUAUGUAAUUUUAUGCUGCAAUCCAAAGAAUAAACAUGUAUUAUAAUACAUUUAUUUUCAUUUUUAAUCAUCUGAAGAGUAGAUAGAUUAAGAAUAAAAAAAAAGAGGA
Messenger RNA from Poeciliopsis prolifica (blackstripe livebearer), 11006 nucleotides. RefSeq names its product kinesin family member 13Ba (gene kif13ba). Lineage: Eukaryota; Metazoa; Chordata; Actinopteri; Cyprinodontiformes; Poeciliidae. Bases 181 to 5571 code for a protein of 1796 amino acids. The transcript is spliced from 38 exons. Gene Ontology annotation, cellular component: adherens junction. The record is from RefSeq and is a predicted model, not a curated record. Gene Ontology annotation, biological process: regulation of protein localization; microtubule-based movement. Gene Ontology annotation, molecular function: cell adhesion molecule binding; ATP binding; microtubule motor activity.